CUAUAUAUCAAAAAUGUAACACACACCCCACCCCACUCAUUAUGGUCUCCUCCAGCUUCCUAUAGAAAAAAGAGCCUUGUACAAAAUUUACGAGAUAAAAAUUACAUUAUUCUAGCUCAUUCACAAUAAUCACAUAUGAAACUCAAGGCUUGUGCCUUCUUUCCUUUCUUCCUAAGCCUCUUAACAUUUACCAUACUUUUCAUGGUAACGAUCCGAGAACCUGAUACCCUCUACGGCACGAAAUACGACGUUCGUGUCGUAAAUGGCUUCACAAACAACUCAUCCCUUCCCUUGGUAAUAUGGUGCGCCUCUCCCGAGAACGACAUGGGAGGGCGCGCCUUACAAGAAGGGGAUGACUAUAGUUGGAGCCAAACCACAAACUUUUUAGGUGUUGGUGGGAACAGCCGUGUGUUUUGCACACUUAAAUGGGAUGAAAGGAGGAAGAAGUUUGAUGCCUUUGAUGUUUCAAGAGAUAGCCACCGUUGUAGUGUUUUCAAGAUGUGCGUUUGGUUGGUUAAAGAAGAUGGUUUUUAUUUUAGCAACGAUGGUUUGCUUUUUCACAAGGAUUUUUCUUGGACGUAAAUGUUUUAUUAAUGUUUCCAACAUGAUAUUGCAUCUGUCUGAUCGAGUAUAAUUUUUGAUAUACAUAGAAUAGUCGUUCUUAAUAGUUUUCGCUUUAGCCUUUGCACAAUUAUUUAGGAGAUAUUUUCUUUAAUUUGUUUUAUAAAUAAAUUCAUAAUGAAGAUUAUUAAAUUUA
This is a messenger RNA of Spinacia oleracea (spinach), 757 nucleotides long. Its product is annotated as S-protein homolog 5-like. The record is from RefSeq and is a predicted model, not a curated record. The transcript has a single exon. The coding region runs from base 136 to 582 and encodes 148 amino acids. Lineage: Eukaryota; Viridiplantae; Streptophyta; Magnoliopsida; Caryophyllales; Amaranthaceae.